AUGGCUCUGGGCUGCCAGCUCCAUCAGCACGCCUCCAUCCCUGGCCAUGGUUCCGCUGGCACCCCGGCACGGAACAUUCGGAAGCCUCCGAGUGCCUACUAUCAACACUGUCCAAAAUACUACACGCUGCUGCAUGUCAACUAUCAAAAACUGAACAAGUCUAAAAGAAUUCACCAUUCCUGGGCUUCCUCAGCCUCUGUCCUUGAGGCAGGCGGGAGUCUCCAGGCAGCUCCUGAUUUCUCUCUCUUGCGUCCUUCUCCCCCUUCAGCAAGUGAAGAAGAUGCCAGGUUCACUCUGGAGGCACUGAACGCCCGGAACCGAGGGCCCCUCCAGCAGAUCCCGACUGGGGGACGAGGAGCGCAGGCAGACAACAAUCCACGCAAAGCAGGUCUCAGGCCCAGCAACUUCAACCCCAGGGAAAGUGUCAAAGAGGCGCUCUUGGGAAACGUUCCCCGCAACACGAUGCUCAGCCGCUUGCUGGCGACAAACAGGAAACAGUACAAGAAGCGCGGCAACCUCUCCGAAUGCUUCUGGAAAUACUGCGUGUGACAGGCGCUGGGACAGCCCCGACCGACCGACCGACCGCCCCCCUCCCCACCCCACGGCUUCUUAAUUUAUGAUGUGAUCUUGAACUAUACUAGGAUCCAGCAUAUAGACUUGUGGAAACUUAAAACCUGAUGAAAAUAAAAUUAAAAAAACAAAACACCCUGAAGCUGGCAAAAUGGUCCACAUUCCUUGCACUU
This is a messenger RNA of Elgaria multicarinata webbii, 743 nucleotides long. RefSeq names its product urotensin-2-like. Gene Ontology annotation, biological process: regulation of blood pressure; blood vessel diameter maintenance. Gene Ontology annotation, cellular component: extracellular region. The transcript has 4 exons. Bases 1 to 549 code for a protein of 182 amino acids. Lineage: Eukaryota; Metazoa; Chordata; Lepidosauria; Squamata; Anguidae. Gene Ontology annotation, molecular function: hormone activity. The record is from RefSeq and is a predicted model, not a curated record.